AUGACAUCUGGACUUGGCUUGGCUGCUGUGCUCUUGGCUCACAGGAGCCCCUUCUCAUUCAAGAAGAUGCCCAAGGGCAAAGACCGUCAGCUUUCCACAUCAGAGACCACAACCGCACCAAUGAGCAGGAACGUGACUGAGGAUGGCUCGCCGCAAAUCAUGGAGGAGUUCGAUGAUCUGACUGAGGACAACAUGACACCAACCCUGAGCGAGGUGCUGGAUCUGAGCAGGACUCCCCACGAGGAUGCCAUGGCAACCUUGCCGCCCUGGGAUUCCUCGAGGUACCAAAUGCUUCACAUUCUGCGAGCGGCUUCACGGAAUUGGCUGAGUCAAAUCGAGAUCCACUACGACAGCCGCGACAAAAGGGCCGUCCCAGUGAAGCGCUUCACUCCGCAGUGGUUCCAAGCGCAGUCACAGGCGGUUUCAGCGCUGAAGGACAUCCUUAUGCUUGAGCGCUCGGGCGGAGUUGCACCUCCGUUCCCAGCUGAAAGCUGGUGCUCAGGUGCAUACAAGGACUCUGCCAGCGGUGCAGUUCUGCUUGUCUGCGAGCAGGAGCUCGGCGACAGUCUCUUUGACUUCUGCACGACGCUGCCCAAUGCUGGGGGCGAACGUGAGGCGGAGGCGCUGGCAAUCCUGAGGUCUCUUAUCCAAGCCACAAUGGACUUGGACUCCCUGGGUUUGGCGCAUGGCCGCAUUCGGGCUGAAAACACUUGGCUCCAGCAGCUGCCGAAUGGGGAUUGCAAGGUUUUGCUGUCCGAUUUUGGAGAGUCGCGUGGCCUGGGGGACAAAGGCAGUGAUGCCAUGUUCUUGGCACCUGAACUGGUUGAGGGCUCCCCGCAGCCCACUCAUGCAGGGGACCUCUUCUCAUGUGGCGUUCUGGGAUAUGCUCUGGCCAUGGGGCGGUAUCCAUGGUUCAGCACACGGCCCGGAAAGUGCAAGACCUUCUCCUUUGCCAAAAGCCAUGGUGUGCAAAGUCUCCUCGGCGACCGCCGAUGCCCAGCCUCCAAGGAAGGGCGAAUGUCAUCAGAGUACAAGGAAAUCCUGGGCUGCCUCCUGGACGUGGAUCCAGGCAUCAGGCAGCAGAAGGCAAUGUCCAUGCGGGUGACCUUACCGCACCCCGUGCAUCCGCCGCAUCCAGAGCCCUAG
Symbiodinium pilosum is the source of this 1146-nucleotide messenger RNA. NCBI's taxonomy places the organism in Eukaryota, Dinophyceae, Suessiales, Symbiodiniaceae. The record is from the annotation of a GenBank genome assembly.